UGGUUAUUUGGAACUGAGUCCUAAAGUCAAUGGGUGGUGAAACACUUUUAUCUUUGGAUUGUCUUGAAAAGAUCCAUACCCUAUCAACCCAUAUAUAAACAAGAUAAUAAGAAGAAAUCGGUUCGAUUUAACCCCGAUCUUGAACAGACGAUUUAUUUCUACAAGACACAGCCACCCAAGGCAAUUCAUAUCAAAGAUGUGAUACGUGCAGAAGACUAUACAAUGACUCAAAUAAAUUGGCCAAACAAGACAAGAUUACUGCUAUAUAAUGAUAACAAAAUACGUAUGGAACAAAUUCAAUUAACAGAUGGAGACUAUCAAGAUAUCGAAAAGAACCAAUUUAUGAUGGAAGGCCGUUGUCGUGCUUUAAAUAUCUCUUAUCAAAAGACUGUUUCCGUACGUUAUACAUUUGAUUUAUGGAGUACAUAUCAUGAAACAGUCUCUGUAUUUAAAGAAUCUAUUGCAAGUACUUCCAAUACAUGGGAUAGAUUCACUUUUACUAUUCCUAUCCAAGCAUCAAACCAAGUACAAACAAUCUAUUUCGCACUUCGAUAUACUGUUGAUGGUCAAGAAUAUUGGGAUAAUAACAAUGGCUUAAAUUAUCAAAUCAUCAUCACUCCACCGCCUUUACCACUGCAUGAAAAAGAAAAAGAACAACAACAAAAGAUCAAAAAGCUAUCCAAAAGAUACGAUUUCAGUCAUUCUUAUUAUUCUCCCCCUCCCUCACCUCCUAUCACUCCUACCGAAUUACCUUUAUAUACCCCCUUCCAAGAUAACAAGACAGAAUUAAGCUACACUGACUUUGUAAACAAAUAUUGCUUCUAUAACUCUCAUUCAAGUCUAAUCUAUUCAACAUCUCCGUCUGCUGUCUUUACAUAAUUUGCAUUUCCAUUAAAAUAAAAAAAAGUAAAUCCGGGGAAAGUCGGCCCUACAAAACCAUAUUUUGACCUUGACCAUUUCGAGUAGUUACACACUCUGAAC
Molecule: messenger RNA, 981 nt
Organism: Rhizopus microsporus ATCC 52813
Lineage: Eukaryota; Fungi; Mucoromycota; Mucoromycetes; Mucorales; Rhizopodaceae
Exons: 2
Coding region: 223-879 (218 amino acids)
Biological process (GO): regulation of glycogen biosynthetic process
Cellular component (GO): protein phosphatase type 1 complex
Molecular function (GO): glycogen binding; protein phosphatase 1 binding
Source: RefSeq, a predicted model, not a curated record